AUGGGAUUACUCAUUCUCCUGAGAGGAUUUAGUGGGUGUGAGCAGAGCUGCCAUACAAUGAAGAUGUUUUUAUUUACGUGGAGUAUCUGGUGGGUGGGGUCAGGAGAUUCUCUCCCAGGCAGUGCCACAGGGUUACACAAACGACUGCUCUGUUUCUUGCAACCCAAGGGCGGCUCCUCAAAGAGUCCACGAAGAAAAUUUGUCUUCGCUGAUUACAGUCUGUGGAUGAUACUCUGCUUCGAAUAUUCUUGUUUCUUAACUCCAAGGACUGUUUCAAGUCUUCCAAUGUCUGGCAGAUUGAAGGACAAAGGUAAAGGUGAGCUAGCAGAGGCUGCUCAGAGGGAGAAUCCAGAAAGGACCUUUGAUCUGGUAUUGAAAGUGAGAUGUCAUGCCUCUGAAAAUGAAGAUCCGGUGGUAUUGUGGAAAUUCCCAGAGGACUUUGGAGACCAGGAGGUACUACAGAGUGUGCCAAAGUUCUGUUUCCCCUUUGACGUUGAAAGAGUGUCUCAAAAUCAAGUUGGACAGCACUUUACCUUUGUCCUGACAGACAUUGAGAGUAAGCAGAGGUUUGGAUUUUGCAGACUCACAUCAGGAGGCAAAAUUUGCUUAUGCAUCCUUAGUUACCUGCCGUGGUUUGAAGUAUAUUACAAGCUUCUAAAUACUCUGGCAGAUUACUUGGCUAAGGAACUGGAAAAUGAUUUGAAUGAAACUCUCAAAUCACUCUAUAACCACCCAGUACCAAAGGCAAACACUCCUGUCAAUUUGAGUGUGAACCAAGAGAUAUUUAUUGCCAGUGAGCAAGUUCUGAAAGAUCAGCCCUCCCUAGCACCGCAUUCCUACUUCAUUGCCCCUGAUGUAACUGGACUCCCAACAAUACCUGAGAGUAGAAAUCUUACUGAAUAUUUUGUUGCCGUGGAUGUGAACAAUAUGCUGCAACUGUAUGCCAGUAUGCUACACGAAAGGCGCAUCAUUAUUACCUCUAGCAAAUUAAGCACUUUAACUGCCUGUCUCCAUGGAUCAGUUGCUCUGCUCUACCCAAUGUACUGGCAGCACAUAUACAUCCCAGUGCUUCCUCCUCACCUGCUGGACUACUGCUGUGCCCCAAUGCCAUACCUGAUUGGAAUACACUCCAGCCUCAUAGAGAGAGUGAAAAAUAAAUCAUUGGAGGAUGUGGUUAUGUUAAAUGUUGACACAAACACUUUAGAAUCACCAUUUAAUGACUUGAGCAACCUACCGAGUGAUGUGGUCUCGGCCCUGAAAAGUAAACUGAAGAAGCAGUCUACAGCUACGGGGGAUGGAGUAGCCAGGGCCUUCCUUAGGGCACAGGCUGCUUUGUUUGGAUCCUACAGAGAUGCACUGAGAUACAAACCUGGUGAGCCCGUCACUUUCUGUGAGGAGAGUUUCGUGAAGCACCGCUCAAGUCUGAUGAAACAAUUCUUGGAAACUGCAGUUAACCUCCAACUUUUUAAGCAGUUUAUCGAUGGUCGACUGGCAAAACUAAAUGCAGGAAGGGGUUUCUCUGAUGUAUUUGAAGAGGAGAUCACUUCAGGUGGCUUUUGUGGAGGAAACCCGAGGUCAUAUCAACAAUGGGUGCAUACAGUCAAGAAAGGAGGUGCAUUGUUCAACACAGCAGUGACGAAAGCAACUCCUGCUGUACGGACAGCAUAUAAAUUUGCAAAAAACCACGCAAAGCAGGGAAUAAAAGAAGUGAAGAGUAAGCUCAAACACAAGGAAAAUGAGGAAGAUUAUGGGACCUGUUCUGGUUCUGUACAGUAUACACCAGUUUACACAUUACACAAUGAAAAGGGAGGAAACCUGGAAAAGCGUAAGCUUUCCAAGGCACGCUUAAAAAGGCCUCUUAAGAGCCUUGAUGGUGCUCUGUAUGAUGAUGAUGAUGAUGACAUCGAAAGAGUAAGCAAGUUAUCUUCUGAAGACAGUGAAGAAGCUUCUGCUUAUUUUUAUGAAAGUGAUGACUCUGUUGAAACAAGAGUAAAGACUCCGUACUCAGGUGAAAUGGACUUAUUAGGAGAGAUCCUCGAUACAUUGAGCACGCACAGCUCAGAUCAAGGGAAGCUGGCAGCGGCUAAGAGCUUGGAUUUCUUUAGAUCGAUGGAUGAUAUUGAUUAUAAACCCACGAAUAAAUCCAAUGCGCCUAGUGAGAAUAACCUGGCUCUGCUUUGUAGUGGUUCUGGUGACCAAGCGGAGUGGCAUCUCGGGCAGGAUGACAGUGCCCUCCAUGGCAAACACCUCCCUCCCUCCCCCAGGAAGCGAGUGUCCUCUAUUGGCCUGACAGAUUCUCUGUUUAUCCUGAAAGAGGAAAACAGUGAAAAGCAUCUCAGUGUCGACAGCGUGAGCGGGACUCCGACAGUGGAGAAGCCAGCUUCUACUUCAGGACUGGAUUUCCAGCCAGCUGCACUUGAAGUUUCCCAAACUGAAGAAGGAAAAACAGAACAGAAGGAAACACUAAGCCAGACUUCAGAUGAUCCACUCAUACUCAGCCUUGGGCGACGCUCAUCUACCUUUGUUCCUUGGGAGAAGGAAGGGAAAGAAGCCAAAGAGACUUCAGAAGAUACUGGGCUGCUUCAUGAAGUGGUGUCAUUAUGUCGCAUAACAUCUGCCUUCCAACAGGACUUGAACAUUUCAGAGGAAAACACAAGUGGAAACCAAGCUUAAAUCAACAAUUUCAAUCUCUUGCAUCCAAGCUUCUGUGGAGACAUUUUAGGAUUCCAUGUAAUCGAUAUAGUAAACAAUUACUUGUAGGAAUGACAACUCUUACUACUGUCUAAAAGUUAUUUUUCAUUUAGAACAUACAUUUCCCCCACUCGUUCGUCUCAUGGGUAUAUAUUAUCCAUUGAUUUUUAAAUGUAAAGCUAAUUCUUCUACUGUGCUCUUAAAUCAGGUACUAGUUUGUAUGUAUGUUGAAAGCAGGUAUUGAUGAUUUCCCACCAUUUGGUGCUUAAUGCCAUUCAGUUUAUUUAAACUAAGUAUGCAUAUAUAACCCUUGCACAUAACCAGUAGCUACUAUACUAAUCUGGUUGAGCAUCAACUGAUCAAGAUAUCAAAACUUUUCAGAACUAGCCUGAAACUGUUGACCCGCUAAUUGCCUUAAUCUUAAACGUAUAUUAAGCAUACUUAAAUAAUUUAUAGAAUUACAUGUAAAUUUUGAAAGAUAAGUUAUAUGUGAUCUGCAGAGCAAUAAUGCCUUUUUCUAUUCAUUGAAUCAAGGACAAAAUUCAUUUUUUCAAAGUUAAAAAGCUCUCUUGUGAACACUGCAGCCAUGUUUUCCAAAAAGUAUAAAGGUACACAUUUACCUGUCACUCAGUGAAAUAUAUGAAGUACUGAAUUGCAAUGUGAAAUUAAUGCCUUCUGUUUACAAACGAGACACUUCAAAAAUUUUUCACCGUCUCUCCGUAUGCCUUUGCGUACAUCCAAGAUCCCACCCCCAGAAAGCCAAAUGCAAUGUAAGCUGUCCUGAUGAAAAAUGGUCCUGUCUUUUUUUCUUAACUAAUUCUUUAUCAAAACGCUUCAUGUCAUCUCAAUUUACUUUUUAAAAUAGUUGAUUUUUAUUUUAGAAGUUUUAAAUUUAUAGAAAAAUUGUGAAGCAAGUACAGAGAGUUCCCACAUAAGCCUGCACACAAUUUUCCCUGUUACUAGUAUCUUACACUCACCACAAUUAAUGAACCAAUACUGGUAGUCCAUGCUUUAUUCAGAUGUCCUUAGUUUUUUUCUAAUAUCCUUUUUCUGUUCCAGGGUCCCAUUCAGGAUAUACCACAUUUUACUGGGUUGUCACAUCUCCUUAGAUUCCUCCCAGCUGUGACAGUUUCUCAGACUUUCCUUGUUUUUGAUGACCUUGACAGUUUUGAAGAGUACUGGUCAGAUAUAUUGUGGGAGGCACCUCUGUUGGAAUUUGUCUGAUAUUUUUCUCGUGAUUACACUGGGAUUAUGGUUUUGGGGGAGGAAGAUUACAGAGGUAAAGUGCCAUUUUUAUCACAUCAUAUCAAGGGUGCAUACUGUCCACAUGAUUUGUGAAUGUUGAUGUUGACCUUGAUGACCUCACUGAGGCCGUGUUUGUCAGGUUUCUGCACUAUAAAGUUACUCCUUUCCCUCCCUUUCCACACUGUAGUCUUUGAAAGGAAGUCAGUCUCUGUACAGCCCACACUUAAGGAGUUGGCGCUUAUGCUGCUUCUUCUUUGAGGCAGAGCAUCAGCGUGAAUUAUUUGGAAUUCCCCUGCCUGGGAGGGUUGUCUCUUCUGCCUCAGAUUCACUGUUAGGCUUUGAAAUUCAGGGAGAAGGAGCCAUACAUUGAUUGCUUCACGAGAGGUUGGGUUAAUAGGUGUAAUCAGAAGAAAAAACGGUGAUGUUAUGGUUUAUUUGCUAUCAGUAUGUUCAGUAGAUAGACUCUCUAUAUCCCCAAUCAUGAUUACUUUUUAGAAAUUGUCGUUUUAGAAAAGGUGUUUGAGAAACCAUUCAAGAAUCCAUCAGGACUGUACUCUAAAAUAUUUACUGAAAUAAUUUUCAGUUAAAAACAAGCCCCAGAAGGGGUUUUGUUAAAAACAUUGCUUAAAAAUAUUUACCUAGGUCAAUCUUUAAAUAAUUCAAAGAAAUGGCCAAGUUUUUCUUUUUUAAACUGCAUUCCAAAAUCUAAAUGGAUAUGUUUUAUUUGGGACAAUUAUUCAUUCAUGUUUACGAAGGAAAACAAAUCUUGUUUUCCCUAUAAGGAUGAACUCUGUAUAUUAAGGAAAAUAGUGUUUAAUCCUUAUUUUUUUAAGACAAAAGUAAGACUCAAGGUUCUUGUCAAAUUUGCCUUUAUGUACUCAUUACAAAUUCUGUUUUACUUUAUUGACAUAUGUAAUGAAAGAAGUCCAUUUAUCAGCAGAACUGUUCUAAACGAGAAGGAAAAAGGGGUGUUCUGAUUGUUAAUCUGCUCAGCAAAUAUUCCUUCAUAAUUUUUGAAAAGGAUGUAAAACAGCCUUUUAAUAGGAAUAUUGGUAUGAGGUAUUUUUUCCUUCAGAAUUCAUAGUCUGAAGAAGGAGAUGAUCGUGAGUGUAGCAUAGGCAAAAUUUGGGUUUUAGUCCAUUUGCUUAAUAGAUAUCACGGCCUUAGAAUUUUCUACCUUUCGGUUGCCUCACAAGAUGCUUGACUGUAGUGCUGUAUUGUUUAAGCAUAUUUAGCCACUCACAAGUGAUCAUCGCGUCAAGGUAUUUGAAACUGGACUUGUGCCUUAUUUUAACGGACAAAGUCAGCUGUUAUAUUCCACGUUAAAAGCAAAGCAAAAACAAAAACUCUACGUGAUAUUCUCAGAAAAAAUCCGAAAGACUAGUAGCAAGUGUUAGUAUUUCAGACCAUUAAAUGUUUGAGUAUUGAAAGUCUGCUCGUAAACUAGACUUCCUACUAUUAUGAUGGACGUAGGGAGAAGGAAGUGAAAUUAAGGUGAGUUCUGAAAUAAACAAAAAAGUAUUAUCUUCUGCUAGGUUCAUAUUUUCUAUUAGAGCUAAACCAAAUAUUUGUAAACUCCCCUGCUGUUUGAAUUUUUUUUUUUCAAAGAAAUGACACCUGUUCUACAAAAGAAUUGUAUAAACAAAUAACACCUUUGGCUUUGGGAUGUGGUCUUCAUGUGGCCGCUAAACAGUCACGGUCUCCUGCAGCCCACUCCAGCUUUUCUCCUUUUGCCCUUAGAUAUCACAUCCGUGGUAUUUCAGGGAUAGAAGAGCAGUGUGUGAAUCUAGGAGCUAUUUUUUGUUAAGUGGAAGUGUUGUUAAGUGUUACAUUUGAUGGUUACCUACUUUAGCAUAUUUUAGAAAGGCACCAAAAUAUAGCAUGAUUAUUUUUUGAUUAAAAAUUAAUAACUUACCCGUUUAGGAAAUAUUUAUUGACUCUUUGUACUGAUCAUGUGCAAGUACAGUAACUGAGGAGGUAGGCAAAUAAAAUAAUCGACCUGCUCUGAAUGAACCAAUUAAAAGGAAAAGGAAUUGCAAAUAAUAGUAAUAAUAAUAAUAUAUUUUGCUUAGAAGUUAUUAGCCCGAGGUUGUAACACCCAAAAAAGGGCCUUUUAAAGCUGCUUAAUCUAAAACAUGCUCUAAGUCUAGAACCAUAGUACUGUUUCUAAUUUCAUUAACUUACUUUCUCUGUUAUUAUACAAAGUAUAAUAAUGCUGCUAUCUAAGAUAUCUACUUUUAAGGGACAGAUUCAGAGACUCUUAGAAACUAAGUGUCCUUGUUUGUUGGAUUCUCUGUCACCACGAUGCCCAGUCUUUUCACCAGGCAGCACUGGGCUCUCUAUAAUGGAACGAGGCUCCUUUGCAAAACUUAGGGCCACUUUACUCAGUUUAGGAUUAACAGAGGGUGUGGAGGCAUGUCCAUGGGAAUCUGGUUGUUACUGUCUUUAUCUUGAUAACAGCUUUCUCUCGAAAUAGUCCCUCCCCCUUUUAAAUUAAAACUGUAUGUGACAGUGCUGUUGUUAAGAUUAUAGGAUCCACAAAUGCUAAUGAAUUAGUUGUUUCUUAAAUAAGGUGAAGAAGUAGACUCCUGAUCAAGAGGAGAAAACUGUGAAUAUUCUUACGAUCAGUAGAUCUUCCUUCUCUUCUAGAAAAUCUGGAUUUUCAUGAAAAGAUUAUUUUCAUGAAUAAAUUUUCUAAUGCAAAUUCCAUUUUGUUUAACAUAAAGAACUUUGAUUCUGGGUAGAUAUUAGUAAAUCAGAAUAUAAAUUUAAGAAUGUAAAAUGAAUACCCAUAUCUAAUUUUCCCCCAAGCACUUCUUAUUACUGGACUUAGUUUUUACAAACUCUGUGUCAGUACUGACAUCUUUCCUGUGUCAAGCCCAGAAAUUUGUUCAGUCUGUUUCUUAAAGCUUGUUUAAGAGACAGAAUUGUUUUGAACAAACCAGUUAACAUUUUGAUUUGGUCAAGAUAGAGAAUUAUGUGUAUUUAGAAAGAAGCAUAUUUUAUUUUGAAAAUAAUAGGAUUUUGUGCAAUAUUUUUUCCUGCAUAAUUUAGUUCAUAUAAAUAUGCACAUCUGCUUUUCCAGCAGAUGCCUUAAGGUCAUAUUUUUCAGUAUUUGUGUAAACUGUAUGUAGCAAUGUUCUAUGUGAUUUUAGAAAAAAGUGUUCUUUAUAAUGUUGCCAGAAGGAAUGUUUUUGUUUAUUUAAAAUAAUUAUGGGUAUUGCAUUAUUGUAUCAUAACUAACUGCCUCAGCAACAGUAAAUAUGCAAUAAGAAAAUCCUGAACCUUAGAUUAGUGUUAACAAUGUUGUUACUUUAAAAGAAGUGUAUAUAGGGCAAAAUGCUGAUUCUACAUGUGUACAUUUAACAAAUGCUCAAUCUGUACUACGUAAAUCCACACGGCCUUUGUAUGGUGAUGACCACAUAUGCAGAUUGUAACAUCCUUUGUGAUGAACCUUUGGUAAGAUUUAUAAAGGGCAUUGCCAACACUUUUUGACUGUCUGUAACUAAGUUAAUUUUUGUAUAAUGUACAGUUUGUUUAAGCUUAGAGCUUCUAUAGAUUUCUACUUUUAUUAUACUUGAAUGAGGCAGAAAAGCACUGUGGAAAAUCUGUAGCUCUGGAUGCGAUAUGCAAAUAUACCAAAAAAAGAAACCAAGGUACUGAACAGCAGUGUUAACUGGAUGCUUUCCAUCCAGAAAUCUGUGUUUUUUCAAACCAUACUUAAGUGAAGUAAUUUAAAAUACACAAUCUUUUAUCUUAAAAGGUUGCAGAGUCACAAAUGAUUACCUCUUUGACAUGAUACACCUCUAAGUCUCUUCGUCUCUUUGUGAUUUCAUUUCUCAGAGCCAUGUUGAGGUACCUUAACAAAUCCACCCUCUGGUUGAUUAUGUGAUGUUUAGGACAGGACAGAAUUAGAACUCUGCGCAUGCUAAAUGCACCACGUAUGUCAAGUCACCAUCCUUCAGAUAGUAUAACGUCCAUAUGGUUAUUUUGAGAACCAUUUAAUAAUCAUCUACCAAAAAUGAGAUUUCUUGAAUCUAUUAUGAUUUAGUACUUAAUCGCAAUGCCUAAAACAGCUGACAAGUAUGAACUGCAUGGAGCCUACAAUUUAAGAUGUAUAAAGCUAUUUUACAUAUAAGGUACAUGAAAGGUUCAAAAUUGAGCUUUUCCAAAGCUUAUUUCUUUUGCUUUAAAUGAAUACCUGUUUAAAAGGACUGAAAACCUUGAGCUUUUUUGCUAGACAUGGUGACAGAUAUCUGUAAAAACCUAUCCAGCAUUGAGAUUUGCUUUCUUAUUCUUGCAUCCUUGAGGCUACAGUAUAAAUCAUCUCUGAAGUUGACUACUAUUGGGAGGACAUUGUGUAUAAAAAUAUUGCUUUGGAAAUUUAAAAAGUAUGCAAAAAUAAAUAAUGGGUGAACUACACAUUACCAUAAAGUGCCCAACAAUGCAGUUAUAAAAUAAAAUUGGUCAUAAGCAAAA
Messenger RNA from Equus quagga, 8415 nucleotides. RefSeq names its product DENN domain containing 1B (gene DENND1B). The record is from RefSeq and is a predicted model, not a curated record. The transcript has 23 exons. Gene Ontology annotation, cellular component: cytosol; intracellular membrane-bounded organelle; nuclear speck. Lineage: Eukaryota; Metazoa; Chordata; Mammalia; Perissodactyla; Equidae. Bases 1 to 2673 code for a protein of 890 amino acids. Gene Ontology annotation, molecular function: guanyl-nucleotide exchange factor activity; phosphatidylinositol phosphate binding. Gene Ontology annotation, biological process: endocytic recycling; endocytosis; T cell receptor signaling pathway.